AGAUUCGGAAGAAAAAUUUAAAAAGACAAUCUUACAUCUUAUAAAAUGGAAGUGAAUAAUGAAGAAAUUGUCAUAUCUGGAAUAUCAGGAAGAUUUCCAAACUCCAAAAACGUAAAAGAAUUUGAAAAUAAUUUAUUCAGUAAAGUGGAUAUGACGGAUGAAGACGAAAGUCAUUGGAAACAUUUUUCUGAUGAGGUUCCACGAAGAUUUGGAAAAGUUCCGAAUUUAGAAAAGUUUGAUGCUGCUUUUUUCUCAACAUUAAAUAAGCAUGCUAAUUGGACUGAUCCUCAACUGAGAAUUCUACUCGAACAUUCGUACGAGGCAAUUCUUGAUGCUGGUGUCUCACCACAAUCGCUGAUUGGAGGGAAAACUGGAGUUUUUAUUGGAUUGAGUAUGAGUGAUGCUAAGGAUACAUUUACUCAUUGUGUUCCACCAAAAGAUGGAUAUCUGGUCUUGGGGAGUUCUGGAUUUUAUAUGUCAAAUCGAAUAUCUUAUGCUCUUGGACUAUGUGGACCAUCAUUUACAGUUGAUACAGCUUGUUCUAGUUCGGCAUAUGCACUCGAUUGUGCUUUUCGGUAUAUGGAAUCAGGACUUUGCGAUUCAGCACUAGUUGGUGGUUCUCAGAUAAUUUUAGGAAAUAGAACAACGAUGGAGUAUUCACGGUUAGGAAUUUUGGCAAAAGAUGGAAUUUCAAGACCAUUCGAUGAGCAUGCCAGUGGAUUCACACGAGCAGAAACAAUUUGUGUCAUGUUUCUUCAGAGACGUAAAGAUUCAAAGCGAAUUUAUGCAAAUGUUGUAUACAGCAGUUCCAAUAAUGAUGGAUUCAAGGAAGGAGGAUCUACAUUUCCAUCGAAAAUCAUGCAACAACAACUGAUGGAAAGUUUUUACAAGAAAAUAAAAUUUGAUCCAUCAAACGUCAAUUAUGUUGAAGCACAUGCAACAGGCACUAAACUUGGUGAUCCUGAAGAAUUGGCUGCUAUUGAUAAAGUUUUUAAUAUCGGAACAGAAAGGUCAAUAAAAUUAACCGUUGGAAGUGUAAAAUCAAACAUGGGACAUGCAGAAGCUGCAUCAGGAAUGUCAUCAUUGACAAAAAUUUUACUUUCUUUUGAAAAUCAGAAAUUUCUACCAAACAUCAACCUGACAUCAAUACGAUCUGAUGUACCAGCAUUUACUGAGGGACGUAUAAAAGUUCUAACAGAAGUUGAAGAUCUUCAUGGAGAAUAUAUUGCAAUGAAUUCAUUCGGCCUUGGUGGUGGAAAUGCUCAUUCACUGUUCAAAGGAAAUAACAAAGUUAAGGUCAAUUUUGGAAUUCCAGAUGAUGACCUUGGGCGAAUGGUAUUAUGGUCGGGAAGAACAGAGGCAGCAAUCAAUGUUAUUUUUGAUGACAUUACUUUACGUCCACUCGAUGCUGAAUAUAUUGCACUUUUUCAUAACUCACAAAUUCAAACAGCAAGUUCUAAUGCUUAUCGUGGCUAUGGAAUGUUUGUCAAAGAUGAAGAAGACACAAAUGCUGUUUGUGUUAGACGAAACAUUCAACACUUCAAUGGUUCACGACGUCCAGUUGUAUUCGUUUAUAGUGGAAUCGGUAGUCAGUGGAUUGAAAUGGGUAAAGACUUGAUGAAAAUUCCUCUUUUUGCUCAGUCAAUAGAAAACUCUCACAAUAUUUUAAUGACAAAAGGAAUCGAUCUUAAAAAGAUCAUAACAUCUUCAAAUAAUGAAACGUUUGAUGAUGUGCUGCAUUCUUAUGUUGGGAUAGUUGCAAUGGAAGUUGCACUCACUGAUAUUCUUAAGGAACUCAAUAUUGUUCCUGAUUAUAUUAUUGGACAUUCAGUUGGUGAAAUUUGUUGUGCAUAUGCUGAUAAUUGCCUCACUCCAGAAGAAACAAUAUUGACAGCUUAUGCUCGAGGUGAAGCAAGUGUUGAAUCAAAAAUAAUUCAUGGUGCUAUGGCAGCUGUUGGAUUAAGUCAUUCAAAAUUAAAGAAAAAAUUACCACAUGACAUUGACAUUGCAUGUCAUAAUGCUGAAGACUCAUGCACAAUCAGUGGACCUGUUAAAAGCAUUCAUGCAUUUAUGGAUGAACUAAAGAGAGAAAAGAUUUUUGCAAAAGAAGUUGCUUGCUCAGGGGUUCCAUUGCAUAGCCGUUAUAUUAAGGAAAUGGGACAAAAUCUUCACAAGAAUCUAAAAAAAGUCAUCAAAGAUCCGAAACAACAUUCAGGAAAAUGGCUUAGUUCUACGUAUCCUAAAGAUAUGUGGAAUCAGAAUGAUGUUUUAGUAUCAUCAGCUGAGUACCAUACCAACAAUCUUCUCAAUCCUGUCUUGUUCCAGGAAGUCACAGAAAUGUUGCCAAAUGAUUCAUUAAUGAUUGAAGUAGCUCCAUCUGGACUGUUAAGGGCUAUUUUGAAGAGAAAUUUAAAGGAAGGAGCUUACAUAAAUUUGACUGAAAGGAAUUCAAAUGACGGAUUGAAACAUUUUUUUGAAGCACUUGGAAGCAUUUUUCAACAUGGAAUUGAUAUGGACAUAUCAAAACUGUAUCCACCAAUCAGCUUUCCAGUUUCAAGAAGUACUCCAAUGAUUUCUCAUAUUAUCAAAUGGAAUCAUGAAGAUAAUCAUUUUGUUCCUUUUAUGAACACAUUUAAUGAAUUUGAGAGACACACGAUCAUCAUCAACAUCAGUGAUAAAAACUUUGAAUUUAUUCAAAAUCAUAUUGUAGAUGGUCGCGUGCUGUUUCCAGCAACUGGUUGGAUUUUCCUUGUAUGGGAAACAUUUUCAAAAAUGUACGGGAUUCAUUUUGAAAAGAAUAAAGUGAUAAUGGAAGACUUGCAAUUCUUGAAAGCGACUCCAAUGGAAAAGAAUCAGGAUAUUCUUAUAACUAUUUCCAUACAUCGUUCGUCAGGAAGUUUUGAAAUCAUUGAAGGCACAACAGCUAUUGCUAAAGGUAUAAUUAAGCAAGCAGAAAAUAUAGAAAUGUCUAAAAUCACACCUCACGACAGUCCAGAGACUUUUUCUGGUGAUGCUUUUUAUCAGGAAUUACGUCUUUGUGGAUUCUAUCAUUUAGGGCCAUUUAAAGGUGUGACAGAAAUGCAAUAUGAUGGAUUACAAGGAAAAAUCAAGUGGAUGAAUAAUUGGAUAUCAUUUUUGGACACAGUUACACAUUUCAACAACAAAAGAAUUCUAUUAUCUAAAGAAGUUGGCGUGCCAGUAAGAAUGAGAAAACUUGUUAUUGAUCCAAUUCUACAUUACAAGAUGGUAAAAGAGAAGAUCAAGCAAUCAAAAUCUAUUAAUAAUGAGAAUGUAGAUAUCACAUUUGAUGUUGUAGUUUGUCCAUAUCGACAAAUUAUAAACGCAGGUGGAGUUGAAGUUCAUGAAAAAGGACAUCAAGGGAUACAGCGCAGAAAGAAAAAUCAGCCAUUACUUGAGAUUUAUAAAUUUGUUCCAUAUACAUCUGAGGAAGAGAUGUCGUUAGAUAAUGCAUCUAAGAUCAUAAUUCAAAUGAUUAUUGAUAAAGCUUUUUCGACCAAAAUUACAAUUACAGAAUUUGAUGAUGAAGAGCUGGACAAGAAGUCAUUGUUGUGUGAUUAUUUACAAAAAGCAAUCAAUGGAAUUCCUCAAGUAGUUGGUGAUAUCACUUUAAUAACAUCAAUAACCGAUUUUCAAAUUAAGGAUGUCACGAUUAGCACAGAAGACUUAACAUCUUUCAGAGGAAUUGAUUUGCUUAUUAAAAGGAAACUGAUUGGUGAUUAUAAAAGUUUUGAAGAUCUUAAAUCAGUCAUGAACGUUAAUGGAUACAUGAUUUCUAGAGAAUCUCAAGAUUUGUGUAAUAUUCCACAUGAAGAUGUACAACUAAUUUCGAAAAUCAAAAUAUCAAACGAAAUACUUCAUAUUCUACAAUUUAAGGAAGAGUCUCAUCAGCCUGCCAACUACAACAUAAUUGAAAUUACACAAAAUGUUAAUGAAUGGCUUGAACCAUUAAAAAAAUCAAUCCAGGAAUCGUCAACGAUCAUAUUUGCUUAUAACCGUGAGCCAUCAGGAAUUCUCGGAUUCAUUAAGAGCCUAAAGCUUGAAUAUCAAGGAAAAUUUAAAUGCUUCUUCAUCAUGGACAUGAAAAAUGCGCCUCAUGAUUUUGACAUUAAUAGUGAUUUCUUUGCAAAGCAGUUAGCCUUUAAUGAUACAAUAAAUGUAUUCAAGGAUGGAAAAUGGGGAGGUUACAGGCACUUGAAUAUGCCUCAAACUAAUGAAUCUAUUCCACGAUUAAUGCAUUGCUUUGCAGAUUGCCUUUUUAAAGGUGAUCUUUCUUCAUUAACCUGGAUUGAAGGAUCACUUGACAUCAGUAAAUCCAAUUUGGUUAAUAUUCAGUAUGCUUCAUUAAACUUCAAAGAUGUCAUGUUGGCACUAGGAAGAAUAACUGUCAAUAAAGAAGGAACUGUAAUAGAAGAAGCUGCAUGUCUAGGAUUUGAAUUUUCCGGAACAAAGCAAAACGGCAAAAGAGUCAUGGGAAUAGCAAGUAAUGCUGGUGCUUUAGCUACACAUUAUGAUGCUGAUCAUGCAAUGCUAUGGAACGUUCCAGAUUCAUGGACAUUAGAAGAAGCAGCAACAGUUCCACUUGUAUAUUUUACAGUAUAUUUUGCAUUUUUUAACAUUACAAAAAUUAAAGCUGGAAAGAAAAUUUUAAUUCAUUCAGGAACUGGUGGUGUAGGACAAGCGGCAAUUGAAGUUGCAUUAGCAUAUGGAUUAGAAGUCUACACAACUGUUGGAACUGAAGAAAAAAGGAAUUUCCUUCUGAAAAGAUUUCCAAAAUUGAAACCUGAAAAUAUUGGAAAUUCCCGAGAUUUAAGUUUUGAGAAAAUGGUCCUUGAAAAUACAAAAGGCAAUGGUGUCGAUUAUGUCCUAAACUCUUUAUCUGGUGAAAAGCUACAAGCUUCAAUUCGUUGUAUGGCAGUGAAUGGGACAUUUUUAGAAAUAGGGAAAUAUGAUAUUCAAAUGGGAACCAAUUUAGAAAUGAGAUAUUUAAGUAAACGAAUAACUCUUAAGGCUGUCAUUUUUGAUGAUGUAACUAUGGAUCAAGAUGAAAAAAAGAAUGUCUAUGAUGCGGUUGAAAGAGAUCUCAAAUCAGGAAUAAUAAAGCCUUUAAGUGUGACAGUUUUCGAUGUAAAUAAAAUUGAAGAUGCCUUUAGGUUCAUGACAACUGGUCAUCAUAUAGGAAAAGUGGUGCUUAAAAUUAGACAAAAUGAGAACGAUCAACAUUCAUUGCCCUUAAAUUCAUCAAGUCGAGUUUACUAUAAUGCUAAUGAGUGUAUCAUAAUUCCUGGUGGUCUUGGAGGUUUUGGAAUUGAAUUAACUGAGUGGCUCAUAUCUAGAGGAUGUAGGAAAUUUGUCUUGAGCUCGAGCAGAGGGAUAUCAAAUGAUCGUCAGGCUUAUAAAAUAAAACUCUGGGAUUCUCUUGGCGCAAAAGUUAUUGUGAGUACAGCGAAUAUAGCAACAGAAGAAGGAUGUAAGGAAUUGAUUGAAAAAUCAAUGGAACUUGGAUCAGUUAGUGCUAUAUAUAAUCUUGCUGGUAUUUUACGUGACAAACUGUUUGAUGAUUUGGAUGAAAAAGUUAUUAAUGAAACGCUCGCACCAAAAGCAAUAGCGACAAAAUAUUUGGAUCAAGUAUCGCGAAAUCUAUGUCCAAAUUUAAAACAUUUUGUUGUAUUUUCAAGUGUCGCAUGUGGACGUGGUAAUAUUGGUCAAAGUAAUUAUGCAAUGGCAAAUUCAAUAAUGGAAAGAAUAAUUGAAAAAAGAAAUCGCGAUGGAUUUCCAGGAAAAGCAAUUCAAUGGGGUGCAAUAGCUGAUGUUGGAAUGCUUGCUGAAGAACAACUUAAAGACAUAAAUAAAGACUUUGGUGGAUCAAUUCCUCAACCUAUUCAUUCAUGUUUUGAUGUGCUUGAUGUUCUUCUUUUAUCCAACAAUCCCAUUGUCUCGAGCAUGAUUGUUGCUGAUAAGAAAACAAGUAACAAGAAAAAUGGAAAUGUCAUUGAUAUAAUUUUCAAUAUCAUGGGAAUUCGAGAAGGAAAAUCAAUUUCAAUGUACUCGACAUUGACACAAUUAGGUAUAGACUCAUUAACAGGAGUUGAAAUACAGCAAACAAUUGAGCGUGAAUUUGACAUUUCGUUAACAUCACAAGAAUUACGAUCACUAACUUUAAAUCAAUUAACUGAAAGAGUUUCAUCGAAGAAUGAUAAAAAAAUUAAAGAUGAUAAAGAAAUUUUAUUGACUGAAAACUGGAUGACAAUAAUGUUAGAUGGAGUAAUCGAUGACAAUGCUAGCCUGAUAACAUCAGAAAUAAUUGUAAAAGCAAAUGAUGUACAGAAUAAUUUAAAUACAAAAGUUUUGAUAGUACCAGGAUUGAUUGGAUAUGCUGCAAAUGUUUACCGCAACAUAGCAAAGCAGUUAGAUUUUCCAGUUUAUAUAUUGCAACUAAUAGAUACAGUUGAAAGCAAGAGCAUUAGUGAAAUUGUAGAUAAUUUAUUGCAACAUAUUUUAGACUUUUAUUCAGAUGCGGAUAAUUUUAUUCUUAUUGGACAUUCAUUUGGUACUCUUUUAACUUUAAAGUUUGCAAAGGAACUAGAAAAUUUGGGAAAGACUGGACAAAUCAUUCAAUUAGAUGGAUCUCCAAAAUUCUGUAAUCAAUAUGCUUUGGGAAAUAUUCACAAAGAAAAGUUUUCUAAUAUUAAUAACUUCAUAUCCAUGAUUAUAUUCAAUAAUUAUCAAAAGUAUGUUGAUCCAGAAAUAACAAAAAUUGCUUUUAAAAGUCACAACACUUGGGAAAAAAGAUUAAAAGCCAUGAUAUCUGCUGAAAAUACAUUACCAGUCACCCAUGAAACAUUAAUGAAUGAAGUAUCAAUAUCUUAUAUUAAUCGACUUGACAUUGCACUUCAUCUCAAAAAUGAUGAAUUUCCAAUUUUGAAAACAACAACAAUUUCGUUAAUUAAAUCGACACAACCUCCAGUUGUAGGACUUCCUGAUGAUUAUGAAUUAUCGAUAUUUUCAACUCAGAAAGUUUUCAAAACAUUUGUUUCUGGUGAUCAUGUUACAUUUCUUCAAAAUCCAGAGUUGAUCGAAAUUGUUAAAAAAUUGAUGUCGUUUUAAGGAACUUAAAGAUGUAUCUCUGCUACGGUCGCUGCUACUGACGGUUUUUGUUGCAUUUUUGAACACUUGUUUGCAAUAAUAAAAUUAAACCCCGUUAAAAAUAGUAUAGAAAAAUCCCAAUGCUAGCAAACAGAAAUUUUUGAGUUCUUAUUAUUCGAACUUCGAAUUUUUGAGGUUCUUAUUUUUCGAAAAUCGAAUCUUCGAAGUUCUUAUUUUUAAAAAAAAUCGUUGUGAAUUAUUAUUUUUCGAGUAAUUUGUAAUUUUAGUGAACAUUCCCACUAGUUUUUAUGAUUAAGAUAAUCUCUGUGAUGAAAUUGCAUUCCUUAAAUGUUUAUGCUUUAAAAAACAGCUAGUUUAAAAAAUAUAAAAAGUAACGGACUUUCUUAUUUUGAAAUUUUAAAAAAAUACCACGCGAAAAUUUUGAAUUUUUUUUGUUUGCAACGGACUCUGUUCUCUUUGCUAACAUUGGGAAAAUCAUGGCAGUUAUUGAUAAAUCUCCCUCAUUAUGGCUUUUGGGGCACAUUUCAGUCAAACAGUUUCAUCAUAAAUAAAACCACAAUUCUGUAAAUUAAACUCGUCCC
Molecule: messenger RNA, 7706 nt
Organism: Chironomus riparius
Lineage: Eukaryota; Metazoa; Arthropoda; Insecta; Diptera; Chironomidae
Source: the annotation of a GenBank genome assembly